AUGAUUACGAUAGAAUCCUUUACCUCCCAUGAUAUCACUCUUAACAAUGGUGAGACAACGCACUACGACGAGGCUGGUUCCAAAAUCGGAGUUCCUCUGAUAUUCCUGCAUGGCUACCCUGAAAUUGCGGAGAGCUGGAAGAACCAAAUCCAAUACUUCUCAGAUCGAUCGAAAUACCGCUUGGUUGCACUAGACAUGCGUGGUUUCGGCUUGUCCUCUGCGCCUACUGACAACCGGGCGUAUGCUAUGGAAGCAUUAGUGACCGAACUCGUCGAUUUUGUGGAAAAGCUGGGCAUCAAAACGGCUAUCUGA
This is a messenger RNA of Alternaria burnsii, 312 nucleotides long. Its product is annotated as alpha beta-hydrolase. The record is from RefSeq and is a predicted model, not a curated record. Lineage: Eukaryota; Fungi; Ascomycota; Dothideomycetes; Pleosporales; Pleosporaceae. The coding region runs from base 1 to 312 and encodes 103 amino acids. The transcript has a single exon. Gene Ontology annotation, molecular function: hydrolase activity.